Messenger RNA from Pungitius pungitius (ninespine stickleback), 757 nucleotides. It is a transcript of the gene dynlt2b, whose product is annotated as dynein light chain Tctex-type 2B. NCBI's taxonomy places the organism in Eukaryota, Metazoa, Chordata, Actinopteri, Perciformes, Gasterosteidae. The transcript has 5 exons. Gene Ontology annotation, cellular component: cytoplasmic dynein complex; cytoplasm. Gene Ontology annotation, biological process: microtubule-based movement. Bases 177 to 539 code for a protein of 120 amino acids. Gene Ontology annotation, molecular function: dynein intermediate chain binding. The record is from RefSeq and is a predicted model, not a curated record.
AAACUUAUUUUGAAACCGGACGAUUGGGAAACUCGUCGCCAUGGUAACGGAUGAAACUUCGACGAGAUUAGCUAACGUUAGUUCAGUUGACGUUAGCUUUUGAGCAACUAGCGUUUUCUUUUUUUUUCCGUAUUUGCUCCCCCUUGUUGUAGCUAGCGGUGUGCUACUAGCAUGCAAUGGAGGGGUCUGAUACCUACUUAAUACGACCCAAUCCCCAGAACAAGUUUAAGCCAGCCAUUGUGAAGGAAUGCAUUCGUGAAAUUGUAAGGGAGCGACUGUCUGGGAAGAGGUACGAACCAGAGGAAGUCCCAGAGCUGUCCCGUUCACUUGCAGAAAGCAUUAAGGACAGAGUGAAGAAUGCAGGGUUUGACAAAUAUAAGCUAGUCGUGCAAGUGGUAAUUGGAGAACAACGUGGAGAAGGAGUCAAAAUGUCUUCAAAGUGUUUUUGGGAUGCUGACACAGACAACCAUGCAGAAGAUCUUUUCAUAAAUGAGAGCUUGUUUUGUCUGGCGGUAGUUUUUGGAAGCUAUUACUACUGAUCUUCUAUCUUUGUCACACACAACUGAAUUUCUUGUAAAUAUUAGAUCAAGUCCUACUUUGAGUUUGACACUAUGGUUUUGUUAUUUCUUGAAGUGGACGCCCUGUUCAUUAUAUAAGUAAUAUAAUUUGGUAUUUUGAAAACUAAUACAAUCUUUUGAAAAAAAUGUUUCAACAUCAAAUGUCCAACAUUGUAACAAUAAAAACAUUUUGGAAACUA